GAGCAGCGAGCACGACGAGUUUUUUUGUCAGAGGAAUACGCCGUUGAGGGCGUUCUAUAAUAUUGACUACCGUCUGUGUGUCAAGGGAAAAAUAAUGGUCGCCGCGCGUAGUGUGGCAUGGCGGUACUUGGUGGAUGGUGUGGUCAACUCGCAGUGUUUUUGCCGACAAACUCACCGAACUUCCUGCAAGUUGUAAAGUCGCAGGGUGCAACUAUACCAUGAGAGACGGUGUGAGCCUUCGCAAGUUUCCAUCUGAUGUAAAAUCUCGACUCAAGUCGUGUUCAGGACCCUCGUAUCGUAUCACGGGACACGGUUGGUUUGCACAUAAAGCAAAUGGUUUGCACUGUAAAGUACUGUAGAAUGGAGGUAGAAAUCACUAGAAAUGAACCACAUCAGUGACAUUGUUUUCAUUCGGCGUCUGGGCUCUUCAAUAAGUUCGACUCGAAAAUCAAACCAAAUGCUUUUAUAUGUUUGGCAUAAUUAAAAAAAAUGCUACGUUCCAACUUUAUUCACUGACAAAGCUUUAUAAAUUAAAGAAGGCUGAAAAACGCUGCGAGAGACAGAGAGUGGUAUUUUGUUAUUUACUUAUCAGGUCAAGUCACGGCCGGGUAAUUACCUUAUUACAUUUUAAAAUAUCUGCCAAUGCCAGUCGGACUUCAUGUAGUGUAGAACUAGCUGAAGAAGUGCGUAGUGUAGACGGUGUCAGUCUCAAUAUUUGUCAAUCGACUAGGUCAACUUUCAUUUUCAGUAAACAACUGCAGACCUGACAAAAGGUACACUUUCUAAAUUCUCUCUACGCGGUUAUUAUUUCAGUCACUGGUACUCCUCCCCCAUCAAUCAGCCUAUAUUGAGGUUUGUUCCGCGACAAGUUACAGUAGGUUGACUGGCGAUGUUUUUUGAUAACGGCAACGCUUGAUAUCGCAACGCCAUUUACUGUCCGCAAGAACACAAAUUAUUGGAGAACUGAUACAUAUGAUAAGUAUCACACAAACAGCUCACUGUAUGUAUAUGGUUUGGUACUUCAACUUAGCAUUGUUCUAUGAACUUAGUAAGUGCGUCAUUUCAUCAUAUUUAUAUUUCAGUAUGGCGAACGCAAAAUGGUGCCUCAUUUGUGAUCGGCAAAUUAAAGCCACAAAAUACAUGUCACUAGAUUUCGCUAGUGCAACACUGAAGAGAGAACCUGCAUUCCUGGAUUUUUUAGGUGACAUGGUUGGCGAUGAAAUUGAUAUUUUUGCACCCCACAUGAGUCAAUAUAUGUGCGGUACAUGCCAUUUGAUGGUAAUGAAGUGCAUCAAUGUAAAGACGCUGCAAGAGACCAUCCGCUACAAGUUCCACAAAACAACAGCCAAGCACAUCUUGUCAACAAGCUCAGAAACACUAUUAAACACAGCCCUAUUAAUACCACCACCAUGUAAUCCACCAGAGGUAGAUCUACUUCGAGCAAAAGUGGCUCAAAGGAAGGCUUUGGAGUCUCCUAGAACACCCUUGCCCCGCAAGGAUGAUCAACAAGACGAUGGACAGUCAGUGGAAUCCUUCAACGUGAAGAUUGAGAAUUCCGUCAGCCAUGAAACAGAUGAUCAACAAGACGCUGGACAGUCAGUGGAAUCCUUCAACGUGAAGAUUGAGAAUUCCGUCAGCCAUGAAACAGAUGAUCAACAAGCUGAUGGACAGUCAGUGGAAUCCUUUAACGUGAAGAUUGAGAAUUCCGUCAGCCAUGAAACAGAUGAUCAACAAGACGCUGGACAGUCAGUGGAAUCCUUCAACGUGAAGAUUGAGAAUUCCGUCAGCCAUGAAACAGAUGAUCAACAAGCUGAUGGACAGUCAGUGGAAUCCUUUAACGUGAAGAUUGAGAAUUCCGUCAGCCAUGAAACAGAUGAUCAACAAGACAGUGGAAAGUCAGUGGAAUCCUUCAACGUGAAGAUUGAGAAUUCAGUCAGCCAUGAAACAGAUGAUCAACAACACAGUGGAAAGUCAGUGGAAUCCUUCAAUGUGAAAAUUGAGAAUUCAGUCAGCCAUGAAACACAUGAGGGUCGACCCAAGACAGUCAAGAAAGAUAAAUGUGCGGCGUUUGGAUGUACACAUAAGAAGAGCAAAUCUCGCUGUGCCUUCUACAGCUUCCCAAGAUACUCCAAAGCAAACAAGAAGUGGAUCAAAGCUUCAAGAUGCAACCUCUCCAAAGAUGGCUUUACAAAGAAGAAGAAUUUUUCAAGUCGAAAUUUGAGACUUUGCGAGUGUCAUUUCGCUAGGGUACCUUAUCCCAGAUCGUCAAGCCAACGGUUGAAAAAUAUUGCGCCCACUUUGUUUAACUUUCUCGCCGCUGACUUUAAAGCUAGCAGUAAGCCUGUGAAGAGAGUGAAGAGAAUUCCCAUCAUGUCUGCAAAGCCCCUGGAGAAACCAACUUCCCCAGAGAAUAACUGUCGACCUAGCUUUUAUCAACAAAUGAAACAUUUUCUGUCGAAGGAAGCCUACGAUGCAGUUGACUCAUGCGCCCCAAGUUUUUGGAAGACUUAUCACCAGCUUGAAAAAGAAGUGAUGACGCUUAAAGCAACGUGCAAUUCCACCACGGUGUUGUCACUUCAGAACAUCAAAUGUAAUGACAGGGUCUUUGAAACAUACACCGGCCUCCCCAACUACGCAACUUUUGAAGUUCUCUGCGGAUAUAUGGCUAUGAAUGCUUCAUGUCUUUGGCGCUUCAAAGCUUUACCAUUUGGGGAGUUAACAGUCAUUGACACAAACAAUGUUAAUCGACAAACCUUGACAAUAGAGGACCAGUUGUUCUUGUUCCUGGUCGCGGUCAGAACUGGUAGUUCCAGCAAGGAUCUCGCCAUUCGAUUCAGCAUCAGCGAGCGCUUGGUCAAUAACAUCAUUUCAUCAUGGGCCGUCUUUGUAAGUGACACCCUGGAGAAGUUCUACAACACAACGGUAACUAAAAAGGCAAAGUUCAACGUUGCGGUGGAUUACACAGCUCUGUUUAGUGAAUCUCCAGCGUUGUUGACCACUCAGCAGAAUGAAACAACUAUUAACCGACGAUUAAUAGCAGUUGGCUUCAGCAGAUAUGGCGUAGUGACAAGCGUACUCAGCACUAAGAGAGGGCAUGCUUUAGCAAGAGUUUCAACAACCCACAACGAGGGCACAGACAGUGCCUCAAAGCAACCCUCCUCAUUAGGGCCUGUCAAGCAUGAGCAAGGGACUAAAAUCUUGCCAAGCUCGUCACAGCCAGGGGAUGUCUCUUCUCUUGUCAUCACAGAGGACUUGAGUAAGAGUCACAUGACACCCAUGUCCACUGCUGAAGUGUUCCAUGUGGAGCGAGCUCUGAAUAGAAUCAAGCAGUUCCAUUACUUACAGAAGCAAGUGGAACCAUCGAUGGAGGACAUGUAUGAGCAAGUGUUUAAGGCUUGUGCAUUUCUUGUUAACUUCCAGAGUGUUUCAUAAAGCGCACAUGUACAUGUAGCACAAUGACAAUUAUCAGAACUACCAUUAUAUUGGCAAUGUUAAUUACAUCUGGAUAGUUGCAGGUUCAAGUCCAGCUCUAGUCAAUUUUUCUUUGUUCAAACCAAAGUUAUUUAAGAGUUUACCAAGUCAGUGUCCCUUGUGGUUUACAACUGUAUAAUUUGAAAUUUAAUGUUGCAUCCUCUUGAUGUGGUGCCUCUGUUUCCACUUCAAAGGUUGUAUCGUAAACUUGAGUAUGAUCCUAGACUAAACGGCAGUUACAGGCUGAAUGGCUUCUGACUAGCACCAACCUCGUUCCAAGGCCGUGCCUUUUUUUUCUCAGCAUGCCUUGCUCGAUCAUAACCCCUGGAAGUGUGACCUGAAAAUAUCCAGAUAUAUUGGAUGUUACAAUUAGUCCUGUGGUUGAUACAUGUAUGCUCUGUGGGCGUUUGUCGCUCACAUGCUGGAUGCGCUGUGUGGAAAGUUGUACAAUACAUACAGUGUAUGUAUGUAAUAUUAGUCAUAAACUUCAGGCGGUCAGUGUUGCGUGUCAAAAAAGGGGAAUACAUACGCACGUGUUUCGACAUAUAGAGCUUUUUGAAGACACAUGGCGUUUCAUAUUUUGCGCGUAUAUAAUGGCCAAUCAAAAACAUGGAUCUGAGUUUCCCUCCCAGGGGUUUGAGACGUCACAGAGCUAGCGGGUGAUACGGCUCGCUGUCCAUGGUAGCGAGGUUGGACUAGCACCCACAAGCAAACAUACAUACAUGUUUUAUUGACAAAAUAGGGAGACCACCAUCAUAGGGCUGGAUAGCUCAGUUGGAAGAGCAUGUUUAAAUUCUGCUCUAGUCAAAUUGUCUUACUCUUUAUUCAACUCAAAACUAUGUACCAUUAAUGAUUAUUUUCAACGAUGAGGGCCUGAAGCAAUUCAUGUUCAUGAGUUUGUACCGGUAACUGCAGUUUGGAGAGGCACACUUUAUAUCCAGUUCUAAUUUACUCAGGUGUGCUAUAACAAAGAGUACAUUCAAAAAGGUCACUUUUAAAAAGUGUAUUGACCCCUUGCAGUGUGUGCCUUGAACCCUCACAUGCGCCUAUCCUGCGCCCUAUUUGGGACUCCCAAUUUACAGAGGAUGCAAGGAGUCGACUGUUAAUUAGAGGCACUGGACACAUACAUUAAAGGGUCUGUGUACUUAGGUCCACAGAUUUACAUUAAACCUACAGAGUUUG
Molecule: messenger RNA, 4653 nt
Organism: Asterias rubens (European starfish)
Lineage: Eukaryota; Metazoa; Echinodermata; Asteroidea; Forcipulatida; Asteriidae
Exons: 10
Coding region: 973-3432 (819 amino acids)
Source: RefSeq, a predicted model, not a curated record